AUGCAACGAGCUGUCUUUUUGCCAAUUAUCAACAUAUUAAUUGUGUGCUACUCUUUCCAUGUGGUUCGGGCACCCAUAAAUCCUUCUUUUACCAAGCCUCAUCAGCUUGAACCAAAAACUACAGAAAGCAUCGAGAGUAUAGGGAACUGUGAACAUCACUUCAAAAGUAGCAACAUACCCACAGAAGACCAUGAAGCUAAUGCUGAAUUAUCAACUCACUUGAAAGACAAUGAGGAUGUACUAAUGGAAAAUACUGAUGCUGCAGCACUAGAAUAUCUCACCAGCCAUCCUGAAUCUGAUACUAUUUUGUUUUGGAACAAUUUCUCUCAAGAGAUGAGCACCAUUCUUGGAUCUAUGGAUUCAGAAAAUAUCAUACAAUCUCCAGAUCAAACGGAAAGCAGAGGGAUGACAACCUCUACACACUUUCCAUUCCUGGAAGCUCAACACACUACGGUUGAUGAGGAUUCAAAUGUGGGAUCUUUGAAGGGAAACCAGUUUGAUUCUUCAGCAUCAAGUUCUGAUCCCAGAAUGUUCCAAGAUUCUCACAACAUCAAACAACAAAAACAAAAGCCAAAGCUUAUUGGAGUUCAACAUAAGGCACAUAUAUCUAAAAAGAAAGGAAAAUCAAAAUCAAGGUUUCAAGUUUUAAAAAAUUUGCCAAAGAUUGAGGAAGUAGAAGAAGAACUUCAAUAUUCCCACUUCCAAUCCAGAAGUGUAGCUAAUUUACUCAAAUCAAAAGGAAUGCUAGCUUUAUGGCACAAUUACGAGGUGUCAAGACAGAUUGAUGUUUUCUUUCAUAAUCUAGAUAGCAUAUUCUACUCAAUACUUUGGUCUUCAUCAAUCAUCCCAUGUACCCCAUAUCAUGUCAAGGUAGCAAUCCAUAGGGUCAAGAAGGAUGUUGUGAUUGCUUUCUUUGGGGGCCUGAGUUUAAUCCGUCAGAGAAGUCAAAAAGAUGUCCCAAUCAAAGAUCUAGUUUCUGAUGGAUGGGUUUACCUUCAAGAUUAUUUGCAUCAAGUGUUUUAUCCUGGUCAAAACAAAAUCAGUACACUUUCAUUACUAUUCAACAAUGAUGUGGACGACUUGUCAAGCCCUUCAUAUCUACCAAGGUAUAUGUUGAACCUUGAUAAAUACUCACCUGUUCAACCAAGCCAUAUAGCAGCAUUGAUUUCAAAUUGGACAAAAUACUAUAUCUUUGAGCCAACUCAGUGCAAGAUUGAAUUUUCAACACAUUCAUUUCUUUCUGAAAUUUUAUCUGAAGCAGAACUCAGAGGCAAGAGGAUCUUGACUCCUAGGCUUAUCAAAAAGAAACAGAAGCCCUCAUUGCCAACUUUGGAAUUCUCAAUUUCCAUGCUCCCACAUCUUUCAGAGCUGGAGCUGUCUAAAUUAAAAGAAUACAAAGGGAACCGGCCUGCAAAUUAUCUUGCAGUCAUUGGUAUGUCUGCACUGACAAAACACACAGACAUCUUGACAAGCACUCAAAUCUUCUUUGGUUGUCUUGAAAGAGAUAUGAAUCAAAGCUUGAUAGAAGGCAUCCAUUCAAUUGGUGGGCCAUUGAGAAAAGAUCUGAUCUUUGACUCAAAAAAGAUCCAAGAUGUAAUCAAAGCCAUUAAAUCUUUCAUGGUUCCAGCCUUUUUGGGUGUACUGGUUGUGUUGCACUACAAUCAGUUAACAGACCAAGUGAUGGAAAUUUUACUUAAGACUGGCUGGGAGAUUCUGCAAGAUUAUUUUUCUAAAUGGCGAAACUGUUUUCAUGAAGACCCAUCAUCAAUUCUCCUGACCAAAGAGGAAAAGUUAUCACAUGAGGUUGACUGGUAUCAUGCUAAAGACACCUUACAUUAUUUCUCUCAGUCUAGAGUCAAGAAAAAUUUUCCUAUGGAUCCUGUUUGGUUUGUACUUGAGCUUUGGUAUGAGACUAUAAUUCAAAAGAGAGAUAGUUGGGUUCAUGAUAAGAUUGAAUUUGAACCAUCACUACCAAAUCAAGAUGUAUACCAUAAGUUUCUUGCUUGUUUGAAAAAGUAUAACUCUUGA
Messenger RNA from Melampsora larici-populina 98AG31, 2028 nucleotides. RefSeq lists its product as uncharacterized. The coding region runs from base 1 to 2028 and encodes 675 amino acids. The record is from RefSeq and is a predicted model, not a curated record. The transcript has a single exon. Lineage: Eukaryota; Fungi; Basidiomycota; Pucciniomycetes; Pucciniales; Melampsoraceae.